This is a messenger RNA of Colletotrichum truncatum, 291 nucleotides long. RefSeq lists its product as uncharacterized. The record is from RefSeq and is a predicted model, not a curated record. Lineage: Eukaryota; Fungi; Ascomycota; Sordariomycetes; Glomerellales; Glomerellaceae.
AUGCUCUGCCUCAAGACCGCUGUUGCCCUGAUGGGUCUGACCGCUUUCGUCGCCGCUGCUCCGGCAGACAAUGUCAAACGGCUAGACGACAUCAAGACCUGCUACUGCGGCAGAGACACCGGCACGGCGAGGGUUAGUGACCCGGAUGCCACUAAGGGUGCCUGCCCUGAUUUUGGAACUGUCGCGGGCCCUUACCCUACCAGUUGCAAGAUCAUGAUUGAUAUCAACGAGCCUUUGUUUUACGACAAGUGCAAGUCAUUGGGCCAACCGAUUGGCUGGUGCGAGAAAUAA